AUGAGACUUAAUGAGUCCACUGCCGUCUCCACGACAAAGGUUCUCCUCGUCCCGUAUAAGCGGCACCACGUCCCGACAUAUCACUCCUGGAUGGAAGAUCCCGCCAUCCAGGAAGCCACCGCCUCCGAACCGCUCACUCUUGAUGAGGAAUACGAAAACCAAGCUUCCUGGCGUGCCUCACACGAUAAAUUAACCUUUAUCGUUUGCCAGCCGCUCUCGUCAGCACCAGCUCACGUCUCAUCUAUUCCGGCUGGCGGCCCGGAUGCCCCCGAGAGAAUGGUGGGCGACGUGAAUCUGUUCUUGUACCCCGACGAGGAGGAUGAUGAUGAGGCGCCGGAUUCCACUGCUGCUUCUCCCCGGUUCUGCGUAGGCGAAGUCGAUAUCAUGAUCGCUGACCCGCGCCAUCGCGGCAAGGGGCUCGGCCGCGCAGUGGUGCAAGCCUUUCUGCAAUAUAUAUCCCGCAACCUAGACGGCCUGAUGCAGGAGUAUGCCCAGGAUAAGGACAUGCCAACGCCGCCGAGACUCAGGCUGCUGAUGGCGAAGAUCAACCAGGGUAAUGCCAAGAGCAUCGCCCUGUUCAAAAGCCUAGGCUUUGAGCAGGAAGGAGGAGUGAGCUACUUUGGAGAGGUGAAGCUGGUGCUCCGCGCUCUGAGCACAUUCGCAGCUGAGCUCCCGGAGGGAUACGCUGAACUUGUCUAUUUCCGAAGUAGUCAGGCCAAAGACGAACUGAAUUGA
Messenger RNA from Canariomyces notabilis, 735 nucleotides. RefSeq lists its product as uncharacterized. The record is from RefSeq and is a predicted model, not a curated record. The transcript has 3 exons. Bases 1 to 735 code for a protein of 244 amino acids. Lineage: Eukaryota; Fungi; Ascomycota; Sordariomycetes; Sordariales; Chaetomiaceae. Gene Ontology annotation, molecular function: N-acetyltransferase activity.